GCGUCUCUCUGGCAGAUCGAGUUGGGAAAGGGAGGAUGAAGGUGCGGUCGUCUGUCCGUCGAAUCUGUGCAGCAUGCCGUGUUGUCAAGCGGAAGAAGAAGGUGUUUGUGGUGUGCAAGUCGAACCCGCGUCAUAAGCAGAGGCAAGGCUUUGCUACCAUGGCGUCCUCGUCUGCUUCUCCUGCUCGCUUCCCCUCGCGCCUCUCGGCAGACGCCUUUACCGGGAGCGUUCUGGCUGACUUGGAGGCCUCCAUCCGCAUGGCAAAGUCCAAGAGCCUCUCUGCAUCGACUGUCUUUGCUGGACGUACUGCUGCGGCUGGUACAACUGCUGCACAGCCCUCGCUCAACAUCUUCCGGAGGUGGCUCUGACUGGAGCCGGGGAUGAACUCCCGCUCGUCGGCCUUUCCCGUCGUCCGCGUUCGGCGGGUGAACGCAAGCGAGCCAAACGCAAACGCAAACACACACACAAACACACACACACACGCACA
Molecule: messenger RNA, 487 nt
Organism: Thecamonas trahens ATCC 50062
Lineage: Eukaryota; Apusomonadida; Apusomonadidae
Exons: 1
Coding region: 36-368 (110 amino acids)
Biological process (GO): translation
Cellular component (GO): ribosome
Molecular function (GO): structural constituent of ribosome
Source: RefSeq, a predicted model, not a curated record